UAGAUAUUGACCUAGCACUGUAGACUGUAGGUACUUCAUCACACGGCUCCCCGCAACCCGCUCCAGUUUUAAUUCAAUUCUGUUUGUGUGUAGUGUGUUCGCCCACCAGCUAGAUAUCUGAUAGUGAGUGUAUGUAAAAUGGCUGCGAUUGAUGUUGAACCCCAGAAAAUUGAGGCUGCAAUGCGUACGUUGAAGUUGUCGGGGCAUGUCGGCUUCGACAGCCUGCCAGAUCAGCUAGUUAACAAAAGUGUCCAGAAUGGCUUUGUGUUCAAUAUUUUAUGUAUAGGGGAGACUGGCUUAGGAAAAUCCACACUGAUGGAUUCCUUAUUUAACACAAAUUUUGAAUCUUCUCCUAGCCCCCACAAUCUGCCGACUGUAAAACUGAAAGCUCACACCUAUGAACUUCAGGAGAGCAGUGUUAGGCUAAAGCUAACUCUCUGUGACACUGUGGGUUACGGAGACCAAGUUAACAAGGAAGAUAGUUUCAAGGCAGUGGUGGACUAUAUUGAUGCCCAGUUUGAGGCAUUUCUGCAGGAAGAGUUGAAGAUUAAGCGCUCGCUGGGGGCCUAUCAUGAUAGCCGACUUCAUGUUUGUCUGUAUUUCAUAUGUCCUACUGGACAUGGGCUUAAAUCAAUUGAUUUGGUAUGCAUGAAGAAGUUGGACACCAAAGUUAAUAUCAUUCCCAUAAUCGCGAAAGCAGACACCAUUUCCAAAACCGAACUUCAGAAAUUCAAGUCAAAAAUAAUGCACGAGUUGCAAAUGAAUGGAGUAGAGAUCUACCAGUUCCCAGUGGAUGAUGAGUCAGUGUCGGAAGUGAAUUCGAGCAUGAACAGCCACAUCCCCUUUGCAGUGGUGGGCAGCACCGACUUUGUGAAGAUUGGCAACAAGACUGUUCGUGCCCGCCAGUACCCAUGGGGCACCGUUCAAGUGGAGAACGAGUCUCACUGUGACUUCGUGAAGCUGCGCGAGAUGUUGAUCCGCACCAACAUGGAGGACAUGCGCGAGAAGACACACGCCAAACACUACGAGCUGUACCGGCGUCGCAGGCUCACGCAGAUGGGCUUCACCGACGUGGACGCACACAACAAGCCGGUCUCGUUCCAGCAGACAUUCGAGCAGAAGCGGUCGGCGCACCUGGCGGAGCUGCAGCAGAAGGAGGAUGAGAUGCGCCAGAUGUUCGUGCAGCGCGUCAAGGAGAAGGAGUCUGAACUCAAGGAGGCCGAGCGUGAGCUACACGCUAAGUUCGACAAACUGAAGAAAGACCACACUGAGGAGAAGAAACGUUUAGAAGAACUCCGCAAGAAGAUAGAGGAUGAUACCGUGGAGUUCAACCGCCGCAAGACUCAGACACUGCACUCCCAUCACACCCUGACCCUCGGCAAGAGCAAGAAGAAGUGAACACUCUAUCACCUGUGGGCUCUCGGUGCGUGGUGGCGCGACGACUCUCUCUUUUGUAAUACAGCUUAUUACUUUCCAAGUUUAUAUUAUGAGUCUCCUUUAGAUGUCACUUACAUUUCUAAGUUGCUAUGAUGUUAACUCAGUCCCGAUAAUAAAUCAUGUUGCAUUACUUAUAUAUUGGCGACAUCGGAGUAAAUUCUUCAUGAUGUGCCAAAUCUGUGAAAUGAAAUAUGGCUGGAUAUUGUUCAAUAUUAAUUAUUGAUUUUAAGGACAUUUAUUCAAAAUGCAGGCUUAGACAGCCUGAUUAAUCUCAAACGAUCAAUAGGACCCAGUUUAAAGUAAAUCUCAAAUCAAAUAAACAAUAUUACCAGGCUAAUAAGGAACUUCACUAAGAUAUAUGUCCGUACAGAAGAACCUUCCGUAUAGGUUUCGUGUAUUUUCUCAAUUAGAUAUACACGAAAAUUGUAUGUUUUACCUUAUUUUAGCAUUUCGUCCAAUCAUGGACUGCCACGUAGCACUCACCUAGUUAUUCGUAAAUAAUACAUUUUUAUACCAAAUUUUAUUUAUAUUAAAAUGUAAUCCUUAGGAUUAGUUUAAGUGUAGAUUUAAAAGAGCUAUGGCGCACUAAAAUAAUAAUUUGAAUGUGACUGCUGUAUCACCGUGUGCCAGGAUCUGUAUAUUAUUAUUAUUAUUUAUAGCCACAGUGUAAGAUGGCAGUAUGGACUGUGUAAUACAUUAUAUAAAAUAUCUGAAUAAUAUAUAUUGAAUUAAACUAAUUUUACACUAACACAUUAACUGCUUAAACACAACAUAAGUGUUUUACAUACUAUACAACUGUGCUGUUAAACACAUACUUAGUGUGAUUGACACUGUGCAGCUGUACUAAACUUUUCUAUCGGUGAAAGUGCUUAUCUGAAUAUAAUUAUUCAAUUAAAGCACAAUUCGUUUAUAGAAUAGAAAUAAAACAUCAAGUUAUGUUUGAAUAGUUUAUUCUCAGAUUGAUGUUGUGUGCUGCCAUGUGACUAUUUCAAAUCAUGCAGUUUGUAUCUAAUAUGUCCAUUCUAUAAUUCAGUAUUGUAUCAUUCCUCAGAGACGCACUAAAUAAUUCCAUGUCGCAUUUAUUGAUCAUUCCUGUACUUUAUGUAGUUUUGUAUUGCUUUAUAUAGAAAUUAUUAAAAUAUUAUUAUAUCUGA
Molecule: messenger RNA, 2591 nt
Organism: Leptidea sinapis
Lineage: Eukaryota; Metazoa; Arthropoda; Insecta; Lepidoptera; Pieridae
Gene: Septin2
Product: septin-2
Exons: 9
Coding region: 139-1398 (419 amino acids)
Biological process (GO): cytoskeleton-dependent cytokinesis
Cellular component (GO): septin complex; septin ring; cell division site
Molecular function (GO): GTPase activity; GTP binding; molecular adaptor activity
Source: RefSeq, a predicted model, not a curated record